AUGCCAAACGACUUCAGCGUCAUAAUCGUUGGGGGGUCUGUGGCCGGGUUGGCGCUCGCCCACUGCCUCCAACGCCUUGGUGUCUCGUUUACCAUUCUUGAGCAGGGUGAAAUCGCGCCCCAACUAGGAGCCUCGAUUGGCAUUCUGCCCAACGGGGGUCGCAUUCUCGACCAGCUUGGUAUUUUUGACAAUAUUGAGAAGGAAAUCGAGCCCCUGGAGCUUGCUAGGAUUCGCUACCCGGAUGAUUUCUGGUUUGAAAGCCGAUAUCCCAAGGCAUUGCACUCCAAUUACCAUUAUCCUGUGUCUUUCUUGGAGAGGCAAAGGUUUCUCCAAAUAUUAUACGAUACGCUCGAAGCAAAGAAUCACAUUUACACAGGGAAAAAGGUCCUCGCUGUGGAAAGCGGCAUAGACUGCGCCGUAGUCAAGACUUCCGACGGCAGCAUCAAAUACGAGUAUUCCUGCAUCUACGGACUUUCCCGCGACGUGCCUCACAUGAAACUCGGAGAGCAGCUCAGCCGUUUGGAUGACGGCGUUUCCAUCCACGUCUUUACCGGCAAGCAAUCUAAGUUCUUCUGGUUUGCCAUGGUCAAGACACCGCAAGCCGGGUACGCCGGAAAGGGCGCCUGUUCAGACCAAGCAGCAAGACAAAUCUGCGACGGCAUGCGCUCCAAGAAAUUAUCCGAUGUCCUCACCUUCGGCGACGUAUGGUCCCGAUGCACAAUAUACAAGAUGACCCCGUUGGAGGAAGGGGUUUUCAAGCAGUGGAAUCACGGCCGCAUGUUGUGUAUUGGCGACGCUGUCCGCAAGAUGUGCCCCAAUAUAGGGCAGGGUGCCAACAUGGCCAUAGAAGAUGCCGCCAGGCUCGCGAAUCUCAUUCACAAACGCCUGCCGUUGGGCAAACUCUCAGCCAGCGACGUCGACUCGAUGCUUCGCGAAUUCACGGCGGCCCAGAAGCCUCGUACGAAUAGCAUUUGUGCGCAAUCCGAGUUUCUGGUGCGCAUGCACGCGAAUCAGGGCAUGGGGAGAAGGCUUCUCGGCCGAUACGUCAUUCCAUUUUUGAAUGACGCGCCGGCUGGUCUGUCUGGGCUUUCUAUAAAUAACGCAGUGAAGCUGGAGUUUAUCGAUGCGCCCACCAGGUCGCUUGGGGGCGCGUGGGAAGCGUCCUGGGAGUCUGUUUUGCGGAUUCUGACGGGCUUGCGGCCCAAGAUGGGGAUACAUUAUUCCGUAUAUGUGCUUGCACUUUCGCUUGCAACAUAUCUUCUCCUGUAG
This is a messenger RNA of Metarhizium brunneum ARSEF 3297, 1269 nucleotides long. NCBI's taxonomy places the organism in Eukaryota, Fungi, Ascomycota, Sordariomycetes, Hypocreales, Clavicipitaceae. The record is from RefSeq and is a predicted model, not a curated record.